CGCCGCGCGCAGAGCGGGAGGCAGAGCCGAGGGCGGAGCGGAGCGCGGCGGGCGCGGCGAGCGCGCGGGCCGGGCGGCCGAGGACCCCGGGAGCGCCGCGUCCCCUGCCCCGCGCCGGCCCCGCGCCUCCUCCCCGGCCGGCGACGGUGGGUGCGCGGCGGGCUGACCUCUGCAGAGGCGGCGGGGGCUCAGCAUCGGGCCGGGGCCGGGGGGGCGCCGGGGCCGGGGGGCGGCGCUCCGGCCCGGCCCGGCCCCGCCCGAUGUCCAUGAGCGCCAACACCAUGAUCUUCAUGAUUCUGGGGGCGUCGAUCGUGAUGGCCAUCGCGUGCUUGAUGGACAUGAACGCGCUGCUGGACCGAUUCCACAACUACAUCCUCCCGCACCUGCGGGGCGAGGACCGCGUCUGCCACUGCAACUGUGGCCGGCACCACGUCCACUACGUGAUCCCGUACGACGGGGACCAGUCUGUGGUGGACGCCUCCGAGAACUACUUCGUGACAGACAACGUCACCAAGCAGGAGAUCGACCUCAUGCUGGGGCUGCUGCUCGGCUUCUGCAUCAGCUGGUUCCUGGUGUGGAUGGACGGCGUCCUGCACUGCGCCGUGCGCGCCUGGAGGGCCGGCCGGCGCUACGACGGCUCGUGGACCUGGCUGCCCAAGCUGUGCAGCCUGCGGGAGCUGGGCCGGCGGCCACACAGGCCGUUCGAGGAGGCGGCCGGGAACAUGGUGCAUGUGAAGCAGAAACUCUACCACAACGGUCACCCGAGCCCGCGGCACCUCUGAGCCGCGCGCAGGACUCGCGGGGCCGCCGGCCACCGCGCCCACGCUCACAGGACUGGACGGCCGGCCCGGGCCAGGGCGCCCGCGGCCGUCGGGCGCGUCCGGCGGAAGGUGCUGUCUCCUCUUCUUUUUAUAAAGGGGGUCGGGGU
Messenger RNA from Delphinapterus leucas (beluga whale), 928 nucleotides. NCBI's taxonomy places the organism in Eukaryota, Metazoa, Chordata, Mammalia, Artiodactyla, Monodontidae. The record is from RefSeq and is a predicted model, not a curated record.